Messenger RNA from Pteronotus mesoamericanus, 3470 nucleotides. It is a transcript of the gene LPAR1, whose product is annotated as lysophosphatidic acid receptor 1. The transcript has 4 exons. Bases 216 to 1322 code for a protein of 368 amino acids. Gene Ontology annotation, molecular function: lysophosphatidic acid receptor activity. Gene Ontology annotation, cellular component: plasma membrane; cytoplasm. Gene Ontology annotation, biological process: regulation of metabolic process; neurogenesis; phospholipase C-activating G protein-coupled receptor signaling pathway. NCBI's taxonomy places the organism in Eukaryota, Metazoa, Chordata, Mammalia, Chiroptera, Mormoopidae. The record is from RefSeq and is a predicted model, not a curated record.
GCGAGGCUGUCCUGGCCUCCCUAACCAACCAGUUGACCGAGCCCCGGGAGGGAAGUUGCCGCAGACGCCCGGGCCGUCGGCCCUCCUGUACCCCGGCCAGGUACACAGAUUCUCCUAGCAUGACUGCGAUCUAAUCAGCAGCCACGAGAGUUUGACUCCUGUGUCUGGCGCCGUAGUGCUGGGGCCCGGUCACUGCCCACAACUGCAGAGCCGCCAUGGCCGCUGCUGCCUCUGCUGCCUCUACUGCCUCCCCUGUAAUUUCACAGCCUCAGUUCACAGCCAUGAAUGAACCACAGUGCUUCUACAAUGAAUCCAUCGCCUUCUUUUACAACCGGAGUGGAAAGUAUCUUGCCACAGAAUGGAACACAGUCAGCAAGCUGGUCAUGGGGCUUGGAAUCACCGUCUGUAUCUUCAUCAUGUUGGCCAACCUACUGGUCAUGGUGGCAAUCUAUGUCAACCGCCGCUUCCACUUCCCUAUUUAUUACUUAAUGGCUAAUCUGGCAGCUGCAGACUUCUUUGCUGGGUUGGCCUACUUCUACCUAAUGUUCAACACAGGACCUAAUACUCGGAGACUGACUGUCAGCACAUGGCUCCUUCGUCAGGGCCUCAUCGACACCAGCCUGACGGCGUCUGUGGCCAAUUUACUGGCUAUCGCCAUCGAGAGGCACAUUACAGUUUUUCGCAUGCAGCUCCACACACGGAUGAGCAACCGGAGGGUGGUGGUGGUGAUAGUGGUCAUCUGGACCAUGGCCAUUGUCAUGGGUGCUAUACCCAGUGUGGGCUGGAAUUGCAUCUGUGAUAUUGAAAAUUGUUCCAACAUGGCACCCCUCUACAGUGACUCUUACCUGGUCUUCUGGGCCAUUUUCAACCUGGUGACCUUCGUUGUAAUGGUGGUUCUCUACGCUCAUAUUUUUGGCUAUGUUCGUCAGAGGACUAUGAGAAUGUCUCGGCACAGUUCUGGACCCCGACGGAAUCGUGAUACCAUGAUGAGUCUUCUGAAGACUGUGGUCAUUGUGCUUGGCGCCUUCAUCAUCUGUUGGACUCCUGGACUGGUCUUGCUGCUCCUCGAUGUGUGCUGUCCACAAUGCGAUGUCCUGGCCUAUGAGAAAUUUUUCCUUCUGCUUGCCGAGUUCAAUUCUGCCAUGAACCCCAUCAUCUAUUCCUACCGCGACAAGGAGAUGAGCGCCACCUUUAGGCAGAUCCUCUGCUGCCAGCGCAAUGAGAACACUAGCGGCCCCACAGAAGGCUCAGACCGCUCAGCUUCCUCCCUCAACCACACCAUCUUGGCUGGAGUUCACAACAAUGACCACUCUAUGGUUUAGAAAGGAAACUAAGAAGGCAGCCAUCAUCUGCGAAGGGAUGGAGAGACUCCCCCCACCCCAAUGUGAGGGCAAGGUGUGGGGUGUCAGAGAGAGGAAAAAUAAACUCAUGUACUUAAACACUAACCAAUGGCAGUAUUUGUUCCCAGACCCAGCAAGACUUGAUAUACAUUGAAAAGUAGCUUAUGUGACAACCCUCAUCUGGAUCCCCAUUGCUUUUGAAAGUAGAAAGUGGAGACCUUGUAAUGGAAUUCAUAAAUAGACUCUGGAGUGUCCAUUUAGGCAGACUUCAAAAGAUUUUGUGUGGUUUGGUGCAAGUCAGAAUAAAUUCUGACUAAUUGAAUCCACAGCUUCAUUUGCAUACAGACUUCCCUUUUUUAUUUUUAAAGAAUACAUUUCAUUUAAUAAACAUGUUUAUGCCUAUCAGCAUGCUUGUGAUGGAUAAGCCUAUAGACUGUUUUUAAACUACCAUAACUUCAUUUUUUUUCCUUAUGUAGGAAAACUGUAAAUUAGAAUUAUUUUUUUUUAGAAAGCAUGCAUGUAAUGUAUGUAUGCAGUAUGCCUUACUUAAAAAAGAUAAAAGGGUAUAAAUUUUAAAUCUUCUAGAAAAUAGAAGAACCUAGAUGUCAAAGCCAGUAUUUGUUUAGGUUAUGGAACAAACAAUACUCUAAUCACAAUAUUACCUUUUUAUUAAAGUGUUGUAACACAUAUAAAACAAAAAUGGGAUGUAAGUUUAUUACCAAAAUAAUAUGUACUCUAAAAAAGUCAUAGAAGAUACACAGUAAUAUUGUUCCCACAUAUUUAUAUCAAGUACAUUCUAAUUAUUAGUACAUUUGAGGAAUUUUUAAAUAGUCUGAGUUUUUCUGUAUUAUGAAAUAAUACAUACUCAUUGUAGAAAACUUGAAAAAUGCAGACAUGCGUAAAACAGAAAAUAUAAUUACUGAUACUAUCCCAACCCAGGGGUAACCACCAUUAACAGCCUUUCCCCUGUGUACACCUAUAUACACAUAUUAUAUGCCUUUUAUAUAAUUGGGUUCAUACUGUAAACAAUUUUAUAACCAGGUGUUUUUUUUUUUCACUAAAAAAUUGCCACAUUUUCCUAUGGCAUUAAAUGUUUUACAAAAACAUAAUUUUCAUGCUAUAUAAUAUUCCAUUUAAUGGAUGCAGCUCAGUUUAUUUAGCCAUUUCCAUAUUGUUGAUUACUUAGAUUAUUUCUAAUUUUCAUUGUUAUAAAGAUGUUGCAAAAAUUUUAUGUACAUAAAACUGUCCACAUAAUUAUUUGCUUAGGACAUGUUCCCAUGAAGGAUUUUUUAAAAAUGUGAAAUGUCUUUUUAUGCUCAUACCUUUUAUAAAAAGGGAUUUCCUGCUUUGCACCUCAUGGGUGACAAUUGUGAGGAAAGCCAGUGAAAUUACCUUUUUACAAAGGAAGUCCAGUGGUUAGUUUAGAGUGACUUUCUAGUCCAACAAGAUGGACUAGACACUGUCAACUGUCGCAGAUAUCAAGGAUACCCGAAUUAAUAUGUAUAGCAAUUCCAAAUUUUGUCUGAGGGACCAGUUAUUCAACUUUUAGUAGCCAUAACUGCAAUGCGUAUCAAUAAAAUUCAAGAAAACGCAAAAUCAAAUGUGCCAAGUGAAUGAAGGAUUUUCAUAUCAAAUGUCUUGGGACCCUUCUGUAGCAAAUUGGUUGAGUGUGACUGGAUAUGUGACUGGAUACUGUGUAUUCUCUAAGAAUCACCCCAGAUAGACUGCUGCCAUGUUAGGUGAUAACCUAUUUAAUUCAUUGUCUAGGAAAACUAGCAAUUGCACCAGUUUGUUGUAACAGGUAACCAGUAAAGUCACAGGCAUGAAGCAGGUAUGGGAAAGUCAGGAGGAUGUUUAGGAGCAAGAUGUCCAGGAGGAGAAUGAUUGUCAAGGGAGGAGGGAGUCCGUGCAUAGUCACCAUUUGAACAGAGGGCAGACUUGGGAAGCGCCCAGAGUAAAAAGAAUAUGGGUGAACUGUUCGCAGAAAGGUGUUUGCACAUACUUUAUACAAUACACAGAGCAUUUUAUAUUGGAAGUGAAAGAAAUGAACUUGGACUUUUACUCAUGUGCAUGUGUUCUGAAGGAGAUAUGGACUAUUUGACAUUAAAAACAUACUAAUUGGACCUUAAU